Nerophis lumbriciformis (worm pipefish) is the source of this 1787-nucleotide messenger RNA. RefSeq names its product tRNA methyltransferase 5 (gene trmt5). Gene Ontology annotation, biological process: tRNA N1-guanine methylation; mitochondrial tRNA methylation. Gene Ontology annotation, molecular function: tRNA (guanine(37)-N1)-methyltransferase activity. Lineage: Eukaryota; Metazoa; Chordata; Actinopteri; Syngnathiformes; Syngnathidae. The record is from RefSeq and is a predicted model, not a curated record. Gene Ontology annotation, cellular component: cytoplasm; mitochondrial matrix.
CCUUCGACCAAUCAGCCGAGAGUUUCGGUCCAGUGUGAAUGACGUCAUUCUUAACACAUGGCUGCGACUGGAGGAUGUUGAGGGUCAUCAUCCGAGUUGUUUCACAAGUGCAGACACGAAACAAGCAAAACGUUUCCUCUGCGUUACGGAGCCUCAUCUCUCCAGCCCCCACCUCUAUUAACUGUGCAGUGAAUACCCAAAUGGAGCACAAAUUAUAUAAACCUCCUCCACAAGUCCGCGGUAUGACGUCUUUGGACAAAGAGGCUUUCACACAGACCCUCACUAUCCCAGCUCUACGGGUGCCGACGCGGUUCAUCAACAAAGUGACGAAGAGCUUGAAAAAGUCCACCAUCCAGCGUCCAGGGAUUUGCAGAGUGGUGCAGGACAAGGAGGACAGUCCAGACUUUAAGCUGGUGCUGCUGGACCCUCACAGAGUGUCCUCACUGAACUCUUUUAGCGAGCUUGAGGCAGAAGCUCUCAGGUCAUUUGACGUUGUGGAGGAGCUGCAGUACUAUGAGCUGAGGUUGACCUACGAGAACCUGAAGAGUGAGGAGGUGCUGGAGGCUGUGCUCCCUCCCGGCCAGGACGUGACGUCUGCGUUCAGCCGAGUGGGACACAUAGCACACAUGAACCUGAGGGACCACCAGCUGCCGUACAGGAACCUCAUUGGUCAAGUGAUCAUGGACAAAAACCCUGGUGUCACCUGUGUGGUCAACAAAACAAAUAUGAUCGACUCAACAUAUCGCAACUUCAAGAUGGAGGUGCUGGCUGGAGAGGAGAACAUGGUCACCAAAGUAAAAGAAAACGGGGUUACGUACGAGUUUGACUUUUCUCGUGUGUACUGGAACUCAAGGCUGAGCACAGAGCACCAGCGUGUGGUACAGCUCGUCAAACGCGGUGACACCGUAUUUGACGUGUUCGCUGGCGUAGGACCCUUCGCCAUCCCGGCAGCUAAGUUGGGUGCCACCGUGUUGGCCAACGACCUCAACCCGGAGUCUUACAAGUGGCUGCAACACAACAGCAAAGUGAACAAGGUGGAAGGCAAAGUCAAAACUUUCAACAUGGACGGCCGAGAGUUCAUCCGAGGUCCACUCAAGAAAGAGCUGCCCAAGCUGCUGAAAGGAAAAAGUGCGGUGCACGUGGUAAUGAACCUGCCUGCUUUGGCCCUGGAGUUUUUGGAUGCCUUCAGAGGCCUCCUGUAUCAGGAGAACGAAGAGAACGUCCCCACAGUUCACUGCUACGGCUUCUCUAAAGACGACAACCCAGAGAAGGACGUAGUAGAUAAAGCAUCCCAAAGCAUCGGGUUCCCUCUAGAGAACCGCUGCUCUGUGCAUUUUGUACGGAACGUCGCUCCCAACAAAGAUAUGAUGUGUGUGAGCUUCACCCUCCCUAAAGAAGUCCUCUUCAGCCACGAUGAUGCGCAGACUGAGUCUUCAGAGGAACCGGCACCCAAAAGGCAAAAGCAUGAGGCGGCAGAUUCAACAUAGAAUUGUAUUUAAUUCUUUUUUUUUUUUUUUAUAAAUCUCACAUCAUGAACUUUUAUGCGAGGAAAUAUUUGCAUCAGCCAUUUUUUUUCACACACAUCAUCUGCCUCAUCCUCCUAGCUCGCUCCUAUGCUGGCCAGGAAGACGCGCUGGCUAUCAUUCAUCAGCUCGCACGAGAAACAAUCGCAUUAAUUUACUUUAUUAAGUGCAUGAAUAAUAUUGUGGAGUGAGCAAGCAUGACAAUUUUUUUUCACUUGAUGGAUUAUUUACUGUAUUGCCAAAUUAUUAAAAAUUUUAAUCACA